UUGCGAAUCAUGCAUUUAUUCCCAAACAAUGCUAUAUAUAGAAGUCCCCGGUCAAAAAGUCGCCGGCUGAACCGGUCGCCAUCAGUAUAUUAUAUGAGAUACUGCAAUCCAUAAACUGCAUGUACACGAAAUGAAAGUCCUCAAAGUAACCACAGCCUUUCUGGCAGCCGUCAAGUCCGUCUGGACACGUGGGAAUCCGUUUGCUGCUCUUACGGCGCUGUGGCCCACCAACGAGGAGGGGAAAUACGUGAUCCAAGCUGAAGGCAUUCGUCUGGCCUUUACCAACCAUGGAGCAGCUGUCACGAAUCUUUGGAUAAAUGACACUUGUGGAGAGGAGGUUGACAUUGUUCUGGGGCUGGAUGAUCCGACCGGAUAUCCUCAGAUGCAGUCCAAUCCCUGGCUGAAUGGUGUUAUAGGUCGAUAUGCGGGAUAUAUGAGCGGUGCACGCUAUCGUGUCGGCGACACGGUAUACAAUGUCACUGGCAACGCACACAACGGAACAGCGCUCUUCAACGGUGGCAAUGAGGGCUGGGGCCGCCAGAGCUGGGAUAUUGCCGCCCACAUCGACAAUAGCAUCACUUUCGUGCUGUUUGAUCGCAUGUGGAAUGGUUUCCCUGGUGUCUUUGCCUCGUGCCUUACCCACACUGUCACGCCUUACGAGUGGCGCAUCGCCUUUGGGGUGACGCCCUUGCGACGACACGGUCCCAUCAACCUCAGCCAGCAGGCCUUUUUCAACCUCGAUGGCUUCCGUUGGAAUACCACAAAGACGAUAGAAGAGCAUACGUUACACCUGCCGUCCGCUGGAAUGCGAUUUGCAGUGGAUGAACUCAGGCUGCCAACGGGGGAUUUAUUAAGCAACCGACAGGGACAAGGGCACGACUUUUGGUCUUCCGCAAGGAGUAUUCCCCGUGGAUAUGAUCAAACGGUUGCAUUGUCUCACAAGCACGAAGGAAGUAAAGAGGAGUCGCCGGUGGCAGUGCUAUCGUCGCCUCAUUCUGGAAUCACAAUGCGGUUGUUCACAGAUCGGGAUGCCCUCCACGUGCAUACCUGGGAAGAAGAGGGGACAAUCCGAUUAAAGAAAGGCCAAGGGAAUGGUACGGUGCCCCGCCAUGGUGCGAUAUCGCUGGAUAUCUCAGAAUGGCCAGACGGCGUGAACCACCCCGAAUGGAGGAAUCGACAGACUCUUUGGGGGAUGGAGGGGCUGUAUACCAGCUUUGCAACAUAUAGGUUCUCGGUUGAUCGUCAGAAAUAG
This is a messenger RNA of Aspergillus wentii DTO 134E9, 1252 nucleotides long. RefSeq names its product putative aldose 1-epimerase family protein. Gene Ontology annotation, biological process: glucose metabolic process; beta-D-galactose catabolic process via UDP-galactose, Leloir pathway. Gene Ontology annotation, molecular function: aldose 1-epimerase activity; carbohydrate binding. NCBI's taxonomy places the organism in Eukaryota, Fungi, Ascomycota, Eurotiomycetes, Eurotiales, Aspergillaceae. The transcript has 3 exons. The record is from RefSeq and is a predicted model, not a curated record. Bases 131 to 1252 code for a protein of 373 amino acids.